AUGGCGGCGCAAUCCACGCUGCGGCACUCGGUUGCCGAGGAGGCCAUCGCCGCCUUUGUCGACAAGUACCGCGACAUGCUCUGUACACGCUUGCGCAGUACCUCAAAGGCGACACGCCUGCUCGCCACGCUCGCGCUCGCAGCAUCCAUCAUAUUAGCUGGUGAGGGUAGUCGGCGGUGGUGGAGAAACCGGCGCGUGGAGAAAGAGGAGGGCCGGAAGCUGGUGCGCACAAACUCGUGGCUGCAACACAAGGACGGCUCGCGCACCAUCUAUGUGCCCUACAAGGAUGGAACCUCCAAGGUGGUCAUCUCCAAGACGAAGCCGCUCACCUUCGAGGCCCAUCGCCGGCUGUUUUUGAACCCGCCGAGAGUGUCGGGACUUGGGGACGGCCACGUUCCAGCUGCCCAGACAAAACCCGGGCUCAACCUCGCCUUCCUCCAUCAAUUCCUCAGCCUGUUAAGCAUCAUGAUCCCACGGUGGACCAGCAAGGAGGCUGGCCUCCUGGUCAGCCACGGCGCCUUUCUGAUGCUGCGCACCUAUCUCUCUCUGGUAGUUGCCCGCCUGGACGGUGAGAUCGUGCGCGAUCUCGUGGCUGGAAACGGCAAGCAAUUCCUCUGGGGCCUGGCCAAGUGGUGUGGGCUCGGCGGGUUUGCUUCGUACACCAAUGCCAUGAUCAAGUACCUCGAGUCCAAGGUAUCCAUCGCCUUCCGGACACGUCUCACACGCUAUAUUCACGACCUGUACCUCAAUGACAACCUCAACUAUUACAAACUAUCGAAUCUGGACGGAGGCGUUGGUCAGGGUGCAGAUCAGUUCAUUACUCAGGAUCUCACCCUGUUUUGUGCCGCGGCUGCCAAUCUCUACUCGUCGCUGGGUAAGCCUUUCGUAGACAUCUGCGUCUUCAACUACCAGCUCUACCGCUCGCUCGGUCCGCUGGCGCUCACGGGGCUUCUGAGCAACUACUUCCUGACCGCAAGCAUCCUACGACGGCUGUCUCCGCCGUUCGGGAAGCUGAAGGCUGUAGAGGGACGGAAGGAGGGUGACUUUAGGAGCCUACACGCGCGGCUUAUCGCCAACGCCGAAGAAAUUGCCUUUUAUGGCGGUGCAGAGAUGGAGAAGACGUUCUUAAACAAGGAGUUCAAGUCGCUGAAGAAUUGGAUGGAGGGCAUCUACAUGCUCAAGAUCCGGUACAACAUCCUCGAGGACUUCAUUCUGAAAUACAGCUGGAGUGCCUAUGGCUAUCUCCUGUCUUCGCUUCCCGUCUUCCUGCCGGCUUGGGGAGGCAUUGGCGGAGUGUCGGAGCAGGCUGACCACAGUGAGAAGGGCGGUCGUGAGCGCAAUCGCAUGAAGGAUUUCAUCACCAAUAAGCGCCUCAUGCUCUCGCUGGCCGAUGCUGGCGGCCGCAUGAUGUAUUCCAUCAAGGAUCUCUCGGAGCUGGCCGGAUACACUAGCCGCGUCUACACACUGAUAUCGACCCUGCACAGGGUUCACGCCAAUGCGUAUUACGUCCGAGGCCGCGAGAACGAGCUCUACUCACUGUCGGAUGUCCAAGGAACCAUCCAAAAGGGGUUUGACGGCGUCCGCCUCGAAAACGUGCCAAUUGUUGCCCCCGGUCUCUGGCCGCAGGGAGGCGAAGAGCUGAUUGAGUCCCUUUCCCUGAUCGUCCGUCGCGGCGAGCAUCUCCUAAUUUCCGGGCCAAAUGGAGUGGGCAAGAGCGCCAUCGCCAGGGUGAUUGCAGGGCUGUGGCCCGUGUACCGGGGGCUUGUGAGCCGGCCGAAGCAGCCGGGCGAGGAUGGAAUCAUGUUCCUCCCGCAGCGUCCGUACCUGAGCAUCGGAACGCUCCGGGACCAGGUCAUCUACCCCGACGGCGAGGCCGACAUGCGCGAGAAGCGCAAGACCGAGUACGAUUUGAAGAACGCCCUAGACUUCGCCCGUCUCAGCUACCUGCCCGACCGCGAGGGUGGCUGGGACACGCGCAAGGAGUGGAAAGAUGUGCUCAGCGGGGGCGAGAAGCAGAGGGUUGGCAUCGCGCGGCUGCUUUACCACGAGCCCCAGUACGCCUUCAUUGACGAGGGCACAAGCGCCGUCUCGAGCGAUGUCGAGGGCUUGCUGUAUGAGACUUGCAAGGAGAAGGGGAUCACUCUGAUUACCAUAUCCACACGCGCUUCGCUCAAGAAGUACCACACAUACAAUCUCGUGCUGGGUAUGGGCGAGAGGGGCGACGAGUGGGAGCUGCAGCGCAUCGGCACGGAGCGGGAGAAGAUGCACGUGGAGCGAGAGCUGCAGGAUCUGCGGGAGCGCCUCUCGCAGGUCGAGAAGUGGAAGACUCGGCGCGAGGAGAUUGAGAAGGAGCUGGCCAAGGUCUGGGUAGAGGGCGGCGAUGACCUAACGCCGCCUCCCUAUGCAGAGAAAGAGGGCGACGGGGACGAAGGGAGCUCGGUAGUCGAUGUCCCAUCGGCUGUGGUGUAG
Molecule: messenger RNA, 2469 nt
Organism: Lasiosphaeria miniovina
Lineage: Eukaryota; Fungi; Ascomycota; Sordariomycetes; Sordariales; Lasiosphaeriaceae
Product: ABC transporter transmembrane region 2-domain-containing protein
Exons: 3
Coding region: 1-2469 (822 amino acids)
Biological process (GO): very long-chain fatty acid catabolic process; long-chain fatty acid import into peroxisome; fatty acid beta-oxidation
Cellular component (GO): peroxisomal membrane
Molecular function (GO): ATP binding; ABC-type transporter activity; ATP hydrolysis activity
Source: RefSeq, a predicted model, not a curated record